This is a messenger RNA of Chenopodium quinoa (quinoa), 1689 nucleotides long. RefSeq lists its product as uncharacterized. Lineage: Eukaryota; Viridiplantae; Streptophyta; Magnoliopsida; Caryophyllales; Amaranthaceae. The record is from RefSeq and is a predicted model, not a curated record. The coding region runs from base 1 to 1689 and encodes 562 amino acids. Gene Ontology annotation, molecular function: nucleic acid binding. The transcript has a single exon.
AUGGACAACUUUUGGAGCGUUGAAACAAUAUUAAACGAGGAAUGCAUGAAUGCAUAUGAAGAAACGGUACUGGACAACAAUGAGUUCGAGGGACUCACAAUAUGUUCCGAUGAAGAUGAUUUUUAUAACACCGAUGUACUACUCGUCGAGGAGUACAAUUGGGCAGAAAAUGCUGGGUAUAUGUCAGAAUACACCAACGUUAACCACGGGGACAAUCACACAACAUGCAGCCAUAAUGAAAGCACCCACACCAACCAUAUCGAAGGCAAUACAUUUGCAACCGAAGGCAACAUAAGGCAACAGAACACUGGAAACACAGAAGGCAGCAGUGGAACACAAGCAAGUGGAAGGCAGCAGCUCACUAUACCCAAGAAACGUGAGAUUAUCGCUGGAAUGUUACUUGUUUUACGCAACGGUAAACUACCAAGAGGGCAUUUAACACAUCUUGCAAGGCAAUUUUGUGUACACAAGUCAACAAUAACCCGCGUUUUUCAAGACAUUAAGCAACAAAUGGAAGGGGGGAAUGUCAUUGAUGUGAGGAACAAAAAAAUCGGCAAAUGUGGGCCAAAAGCAAGAGAGUAUACGGAAGAAUUUUUACAGUCGGUACCACUUCAUUUAAGGACAACAGAGAGGGGGUACGCAGGUGCAUUGAAGAUAUCAAAAUCAACACUCCAUGAAUUAAAGAAGAAGGGGGUAUUGAGGACGCAGACUAGCACAAAUAAGCCAAGACUCACUUCAAAUCACAAAAUAGCAAGAUUGAAGUGGGUUCUUUCACACAUACAACCAGCAACACAUACAUCACCUCCCACAUUUCAUGUAAUGAAUCAUGUCAUUCACAUCGACGAGAAGUGGUUUUAUCUAAACCCGGAUACAAGAAGAUUAUAUCUUCUUCCGAAUGAAGAAGAUCCAUACAGAUGUGAACAAUCAAAAAGGUUCAAGUGUAAGGCAAUGUUUAUGGGCAUAAUAGACAAACCAUUGUUUAAUGAACAAGGCCAACUGAUUCAUGGUGGAAAGUAUGGUAUCAUUCCUUUUGUUUAUCAACAACUUGCAAAGAAAGGAAGCAAAAAUAGGCCAGCGGGUACUAUUGAAACAAAAGCAACACAAAACGUAAACCGGGAUGAAAUAAGGAAGAUGCUCAUCAAUGAAGUUCUGCCAGCAAUAAGAAGCAAAUGGCCAAGCAUAUUGUCAAAACAAGUUAUAAUUCAAUGGGACAAUGCAAGGCCACAUCAAGUGCCGGCAGAUGAAGAGUUUUUGGCUGCAUUGGAAGAGGGGGGGUUCAACAUACAGUUCGUUUUUCAACCACCACAAUCACCGGACCUAAAUGUUCUAGACUUAGGUCUAUUCAGGGUAAUUCAAUCAAUUCAACAUCAAGCAUUUCCGAAAACAUUAGACGAAUUGGUUGAAAGAGUUAAAGUUGCAUAUCAUGAGUUUGACCCUAUGGUGAGCAAACAUACAUGGUUAACAUUAAAAUCAUGUAUGAUUGAAAUUCUGAAGUGUGACGGGGGCAACAACUACAAAAUACCACACAUGGGAAAGCUAAGGCUAGAACGACUCGGGUUGCUACCGGAAUUACUAGAAGUCGACCAAGGUUUGGUGGACCAAGCAUGUACUUUCUUGAACAACUCAUUCAUCCAAACAAACACAGAAGAACAAGAAACAGCUGCAAUGGAAGGGGUGGAUGCAGAUUGA